ACCUCUGGAUCACUAUUAUUAUCACGAUGACACGGUUCUCUUAACGUUUUUCUUCGGGCUAUUCUCUUUCUUAAUAUGGGCUCGGUUUUUGGCGUCUUGGUACUCGGCGGCAUCUGUCUACAUGACAGGUGAAUCAUCGUCGGCUGUGGAAGGUCAGCAUACGGGCAAUAUUCCAAUGAUUGGGUGUCUCCCGAAACUUUUCGGUGCCCAGAGAUGGAAUAUUCUAAUACCCGGGUCUUAUUUCUUAUUAUUGAGGGGACACAAGUUGUGGAGGCGUUGCUUCCAUCACUUGAUAUUCCUGUCGCUCCAUGGGGGCUGUUCGAUUCUAGCCCCGAGGCGCAUACUUAUGCCGGGAGCUUUGGCUUCUGAGCGACACGACAACACCCUUGACGGGAAGGGCUGGUCUCCGAUGUUGAGUCGUCUCCUUGGGGUAUUUGUUUUACAAUACCCGGUCACCCAAGUUUUGGCUUUGCAUCAUUACCAGAUCCUACCACUUCAACACCAUGUGGAGGAUUAUGACGACGAUUAUUUUAUACCAUUUGUGGGCAGUUGCAGCCAGUUUUUUGGGCCUCGUUUUGCCACUUUCUCGAAUCUUUGUUUAAUCAACUUUUAUGGGCAUUUGAUGUGGGGAACGCAUCAUCAUCAACGACAGAUAGAGGAGGAAAGGGACAGAAAGGGGCAUCCUGGAUGGACCCUUAACACAACAUAUAGGGAUAUGAUAUCAUGGCUGGAACCAGUUGGGCUCGAACGCUACACGCUCGCCCUCGCGUCUUUUGUUUGCCGAGGGCACAAAGACUGAAAAAAGGAGUAAAAUCAUAUUGGAGCGAUGGAUUAGAUAGCUUCCUGAUCGUUAGUAUCUAAAGCCUCUUGAGCUUACCAAUGGAAGUUCUGAUCUUUCCUUUCCACAUGGAGUGUCUGUAGCAUUGCACGUGUGAGUGUUGAUG
Molecule: messenger RNA, 944 nt
Organism: Fusarium oxysporum Fo47
Lineage: Eukaryota; Fungi; Ascomycota; Sordariomycetes; Hypocreales; Nectriaceae
Exons: 1
Coding region: 122-799 (225 amino acids)
Source: RefSeq, a predicted model, not a curated record